Messenger RNA from Hyla sarda, 2323 nucleotides. RefSeq names its product anoctamin 10 (gene ANO10). The record is from RefSeq and is a predicted model, not a curated record. NCBI's taxonomy places the organism in Eukaryota, Metazoa, Chordata, Amphibia, Anura, Hylidae. The transcript is spliced from 13 exons. Gene Ontology annotation, cellular component: plasma membrane. Gene Ontology annotation, molecular function: chloride channel activity. Gene Ontology annotation, biological process: chloride transmembrane transport. The coding region runs from base 131 to 2086 and encodes 651 amino acids.
UAUCUCUUGUGAUUGACAGUUUGUGACAGUUUUAGAAUGCUGAGAGCCCGUCCCUCCUCCUGUCUGGGCUGCGCUUCUCUAGGCUGGAUGGGUGUAGUACUGCUCGGAGAAGGCGAGAUCUCAUGUUAAAAUGAAGAGAGGCUUGGUAUCGGAGAAUUAUCUUCUAGAGCCAGAAUUCAAACCACUGGUGGUAAUAGAACUUGCUAAGGACGUAAAAGAAGAAACCAAAAAAUGGCUUCUCAAGAAAGUUAUGGACAAAAAAAAAGAUGGAGGUGCUCAGCUGUUGAUCAAACCUCUAGUAAUCUCAGAAGAGGAGGAAAAUAUUUAUGUUGUGGGAGCCUCAACUAGAAGACUUUUGUUUGGAGCUGAGGAUGUAGGAUUUGUAAAGGAAAAUGAGGAUGGCACCAUGAGACCUUUCUUAUACAGCAACCGGAAAGAGUACAAAAAUUUUAUGGGAGAUGGAGAAGAUUUUCUCAGCAUAGCUGAAUGUCAGUAUAUCAUCAAACAUGAGUUUGACAAUCUUCGAGCUCAAGAUGAGACAAGUAUUCCCGGUUAUCCUCAGUCAAAACUUUAUCCUGGAAAAUCAAUAGUAAGAAGAAUGAAGACCAGUGGUUUACUGAUUCAGAUAUUUCCUUUACAUGACAAAGAUGAAUUGAAACGACUGAGUUUCCAAUGGUACCGACAAAUCAAGUUUGCUUAUCAACCUAUAGAUAAUAUUCGCCAUUACUUUGGAGAUACUAUUGGAUUAUACUUUGGUUUCCUAGAAUUCUUUACUUUGGCCUUAAUUCCAAUGGCUCUCAUCGGCAUACCUUAUUACUUUUUUGCCUGGGAGGAUUAUGAUAAAUACGUGAUUUUUGCUACAUGUAACCUGGUGUGGGCAACAGUUAUCCUGGAAUUAUGGAAGCGAUACUGCUCAACAAUGACCUUUCGAUGGGGCACGCUGCUAAUGAAGAGGGAGUUUGAGGAGCCCAGAUCUGGUUUUCAUGGAGUGCUUGGCAUCAAUCCAAUCACAGGCAAAAGAGAACCUACUUACUCCAGCUUAAAGAGGCAAUUACGGAUAUAUCUUGUAUCUGUGCCUUUUGUGUGCCUUAGCCUGUAUUUUGCAAUUUACGUGAUGAUGAUUUACUUUGACUUGGAGGACUGGGCCAUUAGAUAUAACCAUGAGCAACAGUCAACCUUCAGUAGCUUUCUUCUGUUUGUCCCAAGCAUCAUUUAUGCCAUAGUGAUUGAAAUCCUGAAUCGUAUUUACAGAUAUGCUGCAGAGUUUCUCACCAAUUAUGAAAACCAUAGACUGGAGUCAUCACACCAGAACCACUUGAUACUCAAGGUCUUAGUGUUUAACAUUGUAAAUUGCUUUGCAUCACUGUUCUACAUAGCCUUUGUCAUGUGUGAUCUAAAGCUCUUACGCCAGAGCUUGGCCACAUUACUUAUCACCUCUCAGAUCCUUAACCAGUUUGUGGAGGCUCUACUUCCUUAUUGGAUGCAGAAAAGGCAAAAUAAACAAAUAAAAAAUAAAGUAAAAGCAUUGAAGGUGGAGACAGAGUUCACUUUGUUGGAGCAAGUUCACCUUGAAAAAGAGAUGGAUGCAUAUUUGGGAACAUUUGAUGAUUACUUGGAGUUAUUCCUGUUGUUUGGCUAUGUCAGUCUUUUCUCAUGUGUGUAUCCUCUUGCGGCCCUUCUUGCCGUUCUCAACAACGUGACUGAACUUUACUCGGAUGCAUUAAAAAUGUGCCGUCUGUUCAAGCGUCCUUUUGCUGAGCCUUCCGCCAGCAUUGGAGUAUGGAUGUUGGCAUUUGAAACCAUGGGGAUUGUCGCAGUAGUGACAAACUGUGCUCUCCUUGGGAUGUCGUCACAAGUUAAUGCCUUGUUUCAGGACUCAAAACAAGACCUAUUUUUGACUGUAACAGCCAUAGAGCAUGCUCUGUUAGCUCUGAAGUUUAUCUUGGCAUUUGUGAUUCCCAACAAACCAAUUGACAUCCGGAUAAAAUUAGCCAGACUGGAAUUUGAAUCCAUGGAAGCCCUUAAGCAGAAACAGCAAAUGAAACUGUCUUUUGACUCCCUUACUGAAGAUGCAAUAGAUUCAUGAAGAAUCAAUGCUGGGAAAAUACUGAAAGCAUUUGCCCUUACAAGAACCUUGCAAUGACUAUGUAUAUUUUUAUCAAAGUAUGGCUUGGCUUAUCAGGUUGAAAUGUAUUUAAUUUACUGCAUUUUCUCUCCUCUUGUUUUAGAUCUGAAGCUUGCAUGUUUUCUUUGGCUCUGUUCACAUCAUGUUUGUCUGGUCACUAUAAAUCAGCAAAAAUAAAUAAUAGACCAAACUAUUCCA